AUGAUGCCAGGCAAGAUUCGAUUUGUACGUACAAGUGCCUUGCCAUUUGCAAUCAAAAAGCGCCCAACAACGACGAGUACUGCCAGAAGGCGUGCAAACUCUAUUGCGAACAAUCCCAAGCAGAGCAGAACCUUGACAGCAAAGUCAAAAAGGGCAGCAUGGUGGACAAGAUCCUGGAGAAGUCUCGCAAGAAAAAGUUUGACUCCAACCGGGCAGACAAUUCGCGAACCGAGUCUCUGGAUCUCUUCAUCGGCGGUCAGCUGUCCUUGA
Molecule: messenger RNA, 270 nt
Organism: Cladocopium goreaui
Lineage: Eukaryota; Dinophyceae; Suessiales; Symbiodiniaceae
Source: the annotation of a GenBank genome assembly